AUGGCGACUGGUCCUGGAGAUAAUAUCCAGAAGUUGUCUCUGUACGUCUCGCUCUAUGCUCGCAGCAUACAAGGGGAGUUUCAUUGGGGAUUACUCGUCACGGACUCUCAGUCCAGAGGGACUCUCCAUCAUGCGAAAGAUAACCCCAGUUGGCAGUAUGAGAAGAAGAUUGCAAAGGUGGACAACUCGGCCACUUUGGUCUGCCUGGUUCGGAUAGGCUCCGUGACCAGUGUACACGAUGCCGAGUCCGUCAUGGAGAGCAUCCCAGCUGAUGGGAAACCUUCCCAGAGGACUGGGGAAGAGUUCAACUGUGGGACAUGGGCGAAGGAUUCACUCGUCGCCCUCGACUCUAAGGGAGUUAUCCAACUCCCACGGGAUAUUGACUCGCUCCAGAAUAGUGUGAUUGCUUUGGGCAUGAAGCAUUCCCGAGCUGCUGAGCUUGGAAAGGGGCCUACGGUCGUAAAUAGCCUAGGCUCCACAUGA
This is a messenger RNA of Scedosporium apiospermum, 483 nucleotides long. RefSeq lists its product as uncharacterized. Bases 1 to 483 code for a protein of 160 amino acids. Lineage: Eukaryota; Fungi; Ascomycota; Sordariomycetes; Microascales; Microascaceae. The transcript has 3 exons. The record is from RefSeq and is a predicted model, not a curated record.